Messenger RNA from Cladocopium goreaui, 425 nucleotides. The record is from the annotation of a GenBank genome assembly. Lineage: Eukaryota; Dinophyceae; Suessiales; Symbiodiniaceae.
AUGUGCCGCCCUGUGCGUAUUGUCGUGCACGCAGUGGGGCGCACGAGGGAGAGAGGAUGGGAGACUUUAGCAGCGUCCGAAUACGAGCGAAGACUGUUGCGGGGCAAGCCGCCUAUCCUGGUGCGAACUACUUUCUAUUCCACAGGUGAGGCCUUGGCCAAUGCCGUCGAAGGCUCAAGCGGCAUCGUGUUGGACAGGAUGGGCGUGCAAAUGAGCAGCAUGGUCUUUGCUGAGAUGCUACAGUCCACUGCCUCUGGACACGUAGCAUUCGCUAUCGGAGGUGCUGAGGGUUUGCGACUUCCAGCGUCGUGGCUGCGCAUUUCUUUGAGCCAGAUGACUUGGCCCCAUCGCUUAGCCCGGCUGCUGCUGCUGGAGCAAAUCUUCCGCUCCCGGGAAAUUUGGGCACAAUCUGGCUACCACAAGUA